GCUGCUGCCGCUGCUCGCCAGUCGGAUUGAAUUUCCGGCGUCCGGGUGUUUCCUGUCGGCUGUGUUACACUUCCUGCGGUGCCGAUAGUGGAGAGUUUCUGUCGCUUUCAGGAUCACCUUGCAGGUUGCAUGGGCCAUGAGGGGGAUGCUCCUGACUCUGGCUGCACACGCUCGCGCUGUUACACGGAGCGGGCUGCGGGCAGCCCGAGAUCUGGGACAGCGCGCGCCGCUUCACCCCGAUCCCAGGGCUCGGCUGGCGCGAGACGCCCGGAGGAGCUGCAGCGCGGCCGCGGAGCCUGGCUUUAUUCAUCAGCCAGUUUUUAACAUUGAUGUUUUGGUGGCUUUGUUACGUCAGGAGAAUGCGAAGGACCUAUGUGUCAUUAAACUGCCCAAGGAAAUAAAGUACACCGAUUAUUUUGUUAUUGUGAGUGGAACUUCUGCAAGACAUUUGCAAGCCAUGGCACAAUAUGCAAUUAAAGUGUAUAAACAGUUAAAGAAACAGCAGAAUGCUCAUGCCCACAUUGAAGGGAAAGUUACAGAUGAUUGGAAGUGCAUUGAUUUUGGUAACAUAGUAGUACAUUUCAUGUUACCCGAAACCAGGGACGUUUAUGAACUGGAGAAGCUAUGGACUUUGCGUUCCUAUGAUGAUCAAUUUAAUAUGAUACCUCCAGAAACUCUACCAAGAGAUUUUAUAUAUGGACCAACUGACAACCCAGAUGAAGACAGCAGCGAUUUCAGAAGAUUGUCUUGAAGGGAUUCACAGCAUUGAACCAGUAUUUGUGUGAAUUCAAACUCAUCCACAGUAAUGAAUGAGUAAUGGAAAUUAGUUGGAGGCAACAGGAUUGGUCUAACUGGUGUAAGGUAGAGAAAGUAGGUCUAUUGAAAUGAAGUCCAGCUUGUAAGAACUACACACAAGCUGUUGACAUUUGGAUCAUGCAUUGAUUUAUAAAAAGUUGAACUGACUACAUUUUGCAAACUAAAUCAAUGUAGCAGCAUUUUAGUUGGAUAUGCUUUACAAAAUUUUCUGGUGUUGAAUGUAUUUAUUGUAUACCAGAAACUGUAAUGCAUAAGCCACAUAUUUGAACCUUUGAAGUUAGACAGCAAUUUAUAUAACACUGAAUUAUAUCAAAAUGAGCUGAAGCUUCUGUUACAAAUAAAAGGCUAAAAUGUUUUUUGUCCUUUUAACAUGAAAUUUGACAUGUACAAUAGUUAGUAAAGGGGAUAGCAUGUCAGACACUUACCUAACAUUGCAAAAAAAUUGCAUUUGACAUGGGCAGUGAUAGUAUUGGAAAAGAAACAUAGGCAGAUUUAAAAAAACAUGCAUCGCCACAACUCUAGCACAGUAAGAUUUUUGGGUGCUGCAGAUAAAUUAUGAAUACCAGUUCACUGUGAUCUAAAAGUUACUGGGUACCAUCUGAAUAACAGCUGUAAGGUAUGGAAGGUUAGUGCUGGAUGACAUGCAGUGGACCUGCUCUGAGUAACUAGAGGGAACAUAUUGGAGUACCCUCUACUGUGUAAAAAUCAAACAGAAUUAAUUUAUUGAACCAUUGAAACAUUAGUUGACAUUGCUGUUUCUUAAAA
Molecule: messenger RNA, 1581 nt
Organism: Chiloscyllium plagiosum (whitespotted bambooshark)
Lineage: Eukaryota; Metazoa; Chordata; Chondrichthyes; Orectolobiformes; Hemiscylliidae
Gene: malsu1
Product: mitochondrial assembly of ribosomal large subunit 1
Biological process (GO): negative regulation of ribosome biogenesis; negative regulation of translation
Cellular component (GO): mitochondrion
Molecular function (GO): ribosomal large subunit binding
Source: RefSeq, a predicted model, not a curated record